ACCGUCGAAAAUAAAAAGCCACCGUCUAGAAUUUACUAUCCAAAAUAUAUUUUUCAAUUGAUUUUCCAAGUACUUCAAUCAGUUCAAAACACGCCGAAAAUAUCUUUUUCAUCUAAUUUAAAGCAUUCUCUUUCUAAUAUAUAUCAAGAAUUGAACAAAAAUGUAAUUUUCGCCUUGGAAAUAAAAAGGAAGAAAAAAACACGAGGGAGAGAGAAAGAGAUAUAGAAAAGCGUUCUUAAAACGUUAGAUAAAAUUAUUAUGUCGCACUCGACAUUUCGAAUUAUAGCAAAUGAUGAACCAAUAAAUCGUAACUUAGUGAUCAUCGUUAAUAAAAACGGACAAGUUGCGACUGAUACUGAAGCAUUACAAAAUCUAUUAACAAGUAAAGGUUUUCCUAACACGGGAGUAAGUAUCCUACGUGAAACAUCUCCGACUCCCAGCAUUGUAGACGAAAUUAAUCAGGAGAAAGGUGAAAAAUUGGAACAAAAACGACAAGAAUAUUUAGAUGCUCACAGGGGAGAAGAAAUUGACGAGGAAGAAUUCGAAACUUUUAUGAAACAGUUUGUCUUGACAAUGAAUAAUGAGAUUCCGCAUGUCACUUUAAAUGUUGAAAACUUUUACACGCCCAGUCAAGCAAGAAAGUUUGCAAAUGAUGUUCUGCAUCUUGGAGGAAUCGACAAUCCACAAAGCUUAAUGCCAAUCGAUUAUAAUUUCCGUAGGGAAAUCGUGCAAAAUGAUCAUUGUUAUACGUCUUUAACGAUGUCGCCUCAACAUAUAGAAAAACAAACAACAAAUAAGAAAGGGCGGCAAAAGACAACAGGUACGCGGGAUCAGAAACAUUCACUAGCAAAAAUGAAUCGUCAACAAGCUGAAGAGGAAUCGAGUGAAAACGAUGAAGCGACAUUAGAGGAGGAUGAAGAAUUUGAAGAGGAGCUAUCAGAGGAAGAAGAGGAGAUAAGUUUUUCAGAGUCCGAUGAUGACAAUGAUCAUGAUUUCAGUGUCAACGAUCGCUUUGGUAAAAAGGGAAAGAAAAAGCGCAAGUAUCGAAAGAACAAACAAAGAAUGAUGACUUUCAAGGAUUUUUUGGAGACUGGCGACGUAUCAAAUCUCGAUGAUGAACCAAAGAAGAAAUAUAUAAAGACUUCGACAGCAAAGAAAACAUCCACCUCACGACCAUCAACUAGUGGAAAAAACGUUUUAUCAACAUCUUCUAAAAAUACUCACCAACCAAGUACCAUAAAGAAAGUUAUAUCAAUGCCAACAAAUUUGAAGAACAAUUUGGUGGUACCUAAAGAAAUAACAACAGUUCAAUUCGUACCACUAACAACAAAGACACAAUCCAUCAAUACUCAACUACCGACUCAAAUUUCCGUUCACACAGCACAAUUACCAUCAGUUACUAAGAUCUCAAUGUCUAAUAGCACAAGUACCAGCAGCAUUCCCAACAUUAUGCAAAUGAUGGAAAACAAUACACCUGCAGAGAUUAUUGAUCAAAGCUUAUCAAGUUUGGAACAGAUGGAUUCAAGUGAUGGAGCUGUACCUGGAAUGGAAGAAAUAGGUGACGCGCUCAUCGCGGUUUUAGGAAAUGAAGCACUCGAAGAAAUUCUUAAUCAAAACGAAUUAAUGAACUUUGAUUCAGCCCAACAAAAUGCUUCAACAACAACAACUUCUUCAAUUAUUAAUUUGAAAUCUCCUCAUAAUAAUGUAAGCUCGACACCAACUGAAAUAGUUACAUCGUCUAUUGCAUCUGAUGUCAUAAGUACCAGCAUUAAAAAUGUUUCAUUUCCAACAACAACAUCAAUUCAAAUGCCAAAGAUUCUUAACAAACAAGCUCCAGAAAAGAAUCCGAUAAGAAUUGUUAGAAAUGGACGUCUUAUUACGCUACCACCCAUUACACCGCCCACAACACGAGGAGCAAAACGAAGAGCAGAAGAGGAUUCGCCAAAUACAUCGUUAGUGACAGUUACCAAUAUAACGCCAACAAGCGUUGGUGGAAAAGUUGUGAAAACUGAAAAAAGUCCAUCAACUAAAGAUCCUGAUUCGAGAAACUCAAGCCGUCGAUCAAGUCUUAAUAAAAGUGAAAGUGGAAAAAAAAUUAGACGGCAAAGUGUCAUUGGUACAAGUGUUGACGCUCCUGACGACGAUCUAGAUGACUUAAAUUCUGAUGCAUCUUGGGACUCUGAAGAUGAUCCAGAGCGAUUGUGGUGUAUUUGCAAGCAACCACAUAAUAAUCGUUUUAUGAUUUGUUGCGAUAAAUGUGAGGAUUGGUUCCAUGGGAAAUGCGUCAACGUCACGAAAGCAUCAGCGAAGGAAUUUGAAGCAAAAGGAAAAGAAUGGCGAUGUCCAAAUUGCAGGGCAGCUGAGAAUGAUGGUGGAACUUAUGCAAAGAAGAUUGAUCCCAAUAAAAAGCCUUUAAAUCAACAGAAACUUACAAAGUUCUUUGCAAAAAGUCAAAAAGAAUCGACUGAUGAAGAUAUUGCUAAAACAGUAUGUGUCGUUUGUAAACAGAAAUCUGCUCGUGACAGUUCUAUUUAUUGUAGUGAUGAAUGCAUUCAAAAUCACGCAACAAAACAUAUUGAUGAUAAUUCUCAAUCAUCUCAACCCUCCAAACAUCAGCAAACAUUGUUAAAUCAGGCAAAUCCUGAAACGAAAAAACGUGGAAAUGUUUUGAAAGAUAAGAGUGGAAAUGUGAUUGUUUACGAUAAGAUGACGGGAAAAAUAUUACCGUUGAAACAAUCACCACAUUUUACAGUGUUAGGUAAGUGGUUACAUCAGAAUCCAACAUACGAACCUGUGAAGCCAGGCUCGUCGCAAGCUCAACAGCUUUUGGCCCGAAAUCGCAAUCAAUCGGAGGCAUCAACUUCAUCAAUACAAACACAAAAAUCGACAUCACAACAACAAUCUAAAGCAGUUGGUGAAGAUUUAUUUUCAAAUCCAAUUAAAAUAAAUUCUGGAGCGACACCAUCACCAACAAUUGUAGCUAAUGUAAAAAAAUCUCCAUCUCAAAGUCAGCAUUCUGGUAAUUCUGUUGCAAUUCGUUCUGUUGCUAGUGUGAAAAAUACCUCUGGCUCGAACAAUGUAAGACAGGCAAUAUCAGGGACAGUUUCUUCAUCAGCAAAUCAAAAGUCAUCUCAAAUAUUAAAGCCUGAUGUGGUGAAGAAAGUUAUUAAACGACAGGUGUCUGAAAGUGAGAGCCAAUCAUAUGGUAGCUCUAGUGGCAAAUGUAAAACUGAACAAGAGCGUUUAAGCGUUCGUAAUAUUCUUCGUGACACCUUGAAGAAUCGAAUGCAAGAAUUUGAUCAUCCACAAAUUUCUAGGAUGAAUGACGAAGAAAUUGCUGACUUUUCAAAGGAAACCGAACGUCAAAUGUUUCUUUUCUUCAAUAAAGAUACGCGCGAUAAAUAUAAGACAAAAUAUCGAUCAUUAAAAUUCAACCUUGGUGAUGUGAAGAACAAAACCUUAUUGGAAAAGAUUUGCGCAAAAAAAUUGACACCGAAGCAACUCGUUGAACUUCCAUCAGCUGCAUUAGCAAGUGAAGAAUUAGCAAAGUGGCGUGAAGAUGAAAAUAAACAUCAAUUGGAGAUUAUCACAAAAUCUGAGCUUGAAUCAUUAGCACAGAAUAAAAUUGUUGUGAAGACACACAAAGGCGAGGAAAUAAUUGAGACAAAAUCAGCUCCAACUGAUAUUCUUGUACCGGUCGUUGAUGACGUUGAAUCAGUCAUUGCAAAAACAGUUCUUAGUGUAGAUGAUCCUCAUGGUCGUUAUGAUUUAAGUCGUUCAAUUUCACUUAAUGCAAGUGGUGGAAGUGGAAGCGAUUCGAAAAAUAUUGAGGUGAAAUCUAUGGAUAAUGUUAAGACAUCAAUUGAACAUAUUCAACCAGAUCAACAGGAUGUUGAUCUUGUUGGAAGAAUUCUUGAUUCCAUGGGAGUUCACCUUGAUACUUUAUCAUCAAAAACCGAGAAAAAAAAGGAAGAAACAGGAACAUUAUUAAAACCUGAACUUCAAACUAAUGAUAUUGAUGUAAUGGCAACAACAUCAAAUGUUUUCAUGCCAGUUGAUACGAUUGAACCAGUAGAGAAAAGACUUCCAAUUGAAAUUUAUAGCGGUAACAUGCAUAUGGCUGAUGUUGCCUCAUUUGAUGUAACCGCAAGUGUUGUGUCUGGAAAUGUUGAUGAUAUUCUGAAACUUCUUCCAGCACAACUUGAAAUCGCUGGCCGUAUUGAGCCUCAUACUGUUUGGGAUUAUUUAGAAAAAGUGAAAAAGAUGACAGGCAAGGAACUUUGCAUUUUAAGAUUUUCGUCAACCGACGUUGCUGGUUAUUUCAACUUCUUUAGUUAUUUACAUUCGAGAGAACGUUAUGGCGUCAUUAAGGUUCUAUCACCAAAAAUUAAAGAUUUUUAUGUUGUUCCAGUGGAAGCAAAUCGACCAGUUCCAAAAGUCUUAUUGCCAUUAAUUGGACCUGGCUUUGUUGAAGGUGAAGAUCAUAAACCUGAUUUAUUGCUUGGAGUUAUCUUAAAGAUCUCAUCUGAUAACAAGAUUAAAAAGCCAAAUAUCGUGCGAAAAUCGAUCUCAAAAAAUGUUGCUAUUGAGCAUCCAAUUCAAAUUUUGCCAUCAAAACAUAAACAUGGCAGCAAAUUAACAAUAGGCCUUCCCGAAUUUUCAAAUGAUGAGCUUCAAUUGACAUCUAUCAAACAAUCGCACAACGAUAUUUCAACUGAUGAUGGGAACGAACCUUACACACCAUUUGAUGAUGAAGAUGAGGCAACGUACGCUCAAUUUCCUUCAAAACCAACAACACAAACUUCAACAAAUGAGGAUUUGGAAUCGCAAAUGGAAAUAAUUCAACGUCAAAUUGAGCAACGUCAACUUGAGAUUCAGUCGUUGGCCCAACAAAAAGCUAUGGAAUUAAAUGAAGAGCAAGCGACUAGAAUUUUUGAAAAAAUUAAAGUUCCAGAAAACUUGUCGGAAAUUUUAUCAAAAAUUUCGAAACAAGGGAAUGAAACAAAAUCUCUCGAUAUUAAUGAGGGUGACGAAGAUGAUGAUGAAGAGUAUGUGCCAACAACAAUAGGGAACAUUGAAUAUAGAUCAUCAAGCUUUCCGUCGUUAUCUCAACAACUGACACUGCACCAACAGCAUCCUCCGAUUGUUAACUCAAUGAUGGAUAUUGACGAAAGAAUUGCAAUGUUUCAAAAUGUUUCACAAGAAGAGCAAAUGAUUGAUCAUGUAUCCUCCAAUGAUAAUCAACCAAGUCGUCUCGCAAAUAUGACGGCUGAUGAUUUAAUGAAACUUGUUCCUGAUGGAGCCUUAGAUGAACAAAGAUUAUUAACUACAACGACAACAAACAGUGGAAUCGCCAGAAAUCAACCUCCGAUUCCAGGACUUGAUGACAAUGAAUACAUGAAUUAAUUAAACGUCUAACCAAGUAUAUUGAUAUAUUAAAUAUGGAUAAAAAUCAUACUAACUAUGUAACUGAAUGAAUUGCUUAAUGUACAAUUAAAAUUAAAAUGCUAAUGUAGAAUUUUUGAAAAAGCUAAAAUAUCUAGAUAUAAAUAUUUCAUCGUCGUUUAUUAUCUUAAAAAUAAAGAAAGAAUUCAAUUUAAUAUCUAAUAAACUUCAUUAAUUCAAUUGAUAACUGGAAAUUCUUAUUUUAAGGUUUAUAAAAAGUUCUCAAAAUUUAAUUUUUAAUUUAGUAAUGUACUCAUAAAUAUACUUCUAACGCAAAUAAAUAUGUAAAUGUAAAUGUUUAAGCCAAUUUUUGAAUUUAAGAUAAUACAUAUUUCAAAUACUUGAAGAUAUCUUUUGAUUACGGUUGUU
Messenger RNA from Clunio marinus, 5814 nucleotides. The record is from the annotation of a GenBank genome assembly. NCBI's taxonomy places the organism in Eukaryota, Metazoa, Arthropoda, Insecta, Diptera, Chironomidae.